AUGCCAACUUUAAGUGAAUUUCUUAGAAAAGCACAUGGAGCAUUGAAUAGCUUCCGAGGUCUAAAUAAUACAUUUAUUGGUCAAGAUGGUGAUAUUGUUUAUUCAAAAAAUAAUGUUUGCAUUCAUGAUGUUAGUAAAAGUGAUCAUAAGGAUACCGAUGAUUCCAUAGAGCACAUUCCUGGUUACCUAACUUUACAAUGUCAAAGUGAUGAUAUACUAGGAGUAACACUUAUCUUACAAUGGUUACCUAAUGCAACUCUUGAAAAAAAUCCGAGAAGUAUUCGAAGCGUAUCACAAAAAAACCAAACUGUUGUUGAUAAGCAAACAAAAUUUCGAAAUAUCAAUAAACAGCUACGAAUGUAUGUACAGAGUGUUAGUAAUGGUAAAGAUGAAGAUGAUGAUGAUGAUAGCGAUGAUAACGAUGAUACUGAUAAUAAGAACGAUGAUAAUGACGAUGAAGAUGAUAAUGAUGAUAAAACGGAGACUGAUACAAAUGAUGAGCGUAGUCCAACAAGUGAAAAUGAUAUUAACGUUGAAAUGAAUGGUGAUAUGAUAACAGUAACUUCUAUGAAACGAAGGCCAGAUUUAUUCAUGUCAUCGGAAAAUUCGGAAAAUUUAAAUGUUCCAACAAUCAAUGUGAUACCAAAUACACCGGUUGAUUCUUCUUCAAUUGAUGAAAAGGACACAGACAGCAGUUCAGCAACAACAUCUGGUGCUGAUGAAUUUUCCGAUAGGGAUGAAGAAUUCAUUCACGGCAGUUCAUCAUCCGAUGAUUUUGAAUUUCAAAAUGUAAAUCAAUGUCGAAAGGAAUCAAGUCCAAAAACAUUGCAUUUAAAUAUGCUACAGCAAUAUCGUAAUAAAUGUGAACAUUUAUGCAAAAUAACACCGGAACAAUUUGCAAUAACGCAUAAUUUGAUGUUGAAAAAUGAUAGCCAAUUUGAUGAUAAUGGAACUGUAUCAGUUAAUGGUAGAAGUGUAAUUUUUCAUCAGAAGACACUGUCUGCUUCACUUUUCUCUGUUAAUUUAGGUAAAAUGAGAUCAAUGCGAUUGUUUUUCACAGCAGAUGAUUUAACUUCUGGACAAUUUGUUAUUGCUACAUGGGAUUCACAUUACAAAAUUUUACAUUUCCAUCAUGGCGGAUUGGAUAAAUUAGCGCAAUUACUAGAACAGUGGAGUGUUAUUAAAACAAAAGCUGUUAAAGAUGGUUCACCAUCACCGAUUCCGGAUCGUCAGUUUUUGGUAUGUCAACCAAAAGUAAGUAAAAUGGAACUUGAUCCAGAAGAAGAUUUAUAUGAACGAGUUAGCUGGGAUUUCUGGAAAUCAUACAAAAAUCAAGAUGGUAGCAUCGAUGAUAAUUUCACCAUGAGAAAGGCCAUUUAUUUUGCCACCAUAGAUCCUACACUUCGUAGAGAAAUUUGGCCAUUUUUAUUACGUGUAUAUCCGUGGGCUUCAACGGUCGAACAACGUGAAAUUAUACGAAAUGAUAUCUUCAUUGAAUAUCAAAAGAUAAAAAAGCAAAGAAUGAAAAAUGCACUGAAAACAUCAUGGACUAAUAUAGAAAAUGCUAUAAUUAAAGAUGUUAUUCGUACAGAUCGUUGUAAACCAUAUUUUGCCGGUGAUAAUAAUCCAAAUAUUGAUACAAUGAAGAAUAUUUUAUUAAAUUAUGCAUUUGCAUAUCCUGAAAUCAGUUACAUACAGGGUAUGUCAGAUUUAUUAGCACCUCUUUUGAGUACCAUUCAUGAUGAAUCUGAUACAUAUUGGUGUUUUGUUGGACUUAUGCAGCAGCAAACAUUAUUUGUAUGUACUCCAAUUGAUGGAAGAAAUCUUAUGGAAAUUAAUUUAAAUUAUUUACGCGAAUUAUUGAAAUUAUUUGUACCAGAUUUUUUUAUGCAUAUUGCUAGUUUAGGUUCAGAUGCAUUGGAAUUAAUGUUUGUUCAUCGAUGGAUACUAUUAUGUUAUAAGCGUGAAUUUCCUGAAACUAUUACGAUGCAUAUUUGGGAAGCAUGCUGGUCUCAUUAUCGAACAUCAUAUUUUCAUUUAUUCAUUGCAGUUGCUAUCAUUUCCAUAUAUGGAAAAGAUGUUAUUGAGCAAUGUCUUCCAAAUGAUGAAAUUUUAUUAUAUUUCAGUUCACUUGCUAUGCAUUUAGAUGGUACUAUUAUCUUAAAAAAAGCUCGUGGUUUACUUUAUCAAUUUCAUCAUCUAGAUAAGUUACCGUGUACAUUAGCCGAUCUUUGUGAAACAGAUACAGAGCAAUGGGAUACAAAUAUUCAACAGAGAGUUUAUGAAUGCACUAAAAUUCAUGGUGAAAAAGAGCCAUGUCCAUUUGCGAGAAUUUAA
Molecule: messenger RNA, 2337 nt
Organism: Brugia malayi
Lineage: Eukaryota; Metazoa; Nematoda; Chromadorea; Rhabditida; Onchocercidae
Gene: Bma-tbc-16
Exons: 18
Coding region: 1-2337 (778 amino acids)
Biological process (GO): activation of GTPase activity
Cellular component (GO): early endosome
Molecular function (GO): GTPase activator activity
Source: RefSeq, a predicted model, not a curated record